Messenger RNA from Bipolaris zeicola 26-R-13, 279 nucleotides. RefSeq lists its product as uncharacterized. The transcript has a single exon. Lineage: Eukaryota; Fungi; Ascomycota; Dothideomycetes; Pleosporales; Pleosporaceae. The coding region runs from base 1 to 279 and encodes 92 amino acids. The record is from RefSeq and is a predicted model, not a curated record.
AUGGUUUGGCUUGCAGGCGGGGGAGUUUUCCUCUUUUAUAAAAAUAAUGUUUGUUAUGACCCUUAUGACUGUUGUUUAUUCAUUUUAUUUUAUUUUAUUCACGAUGGUUUUUUCUUUGCGCUGUUCAUGGUGGUCAUUAUAAACGCGUGUAUACAUACUAUUGUCGGCAGGGCGCAGCACGUAUUUGGCUUGAUAGCGGUUAGCAAAAAAAUGGAAGGUGGUGAUUGGAGGUGCCACAAACGUCGCUUGGAUUGGCUUUCGGGAUCAUUUUUUCCUUGA